Messenger RNA from Mus pahari (shrew mouse), 951 nucleotides. RefSeq names its product olfactory receptor 12-like. Gene Ontology annotation, cellular component: membrane. NCBI's taxonomy places the organism in Eukaryota, Metazoa, Chordata, Mammalia, Rodentia, Muridae. The record is from RefSeq and is a predicted model, not a curated record. The coding region runs from base 1 to 951 and encodes 316 amino acids. Gene Ontology annotation, biological process: sensory perception of smell; G protein-coupled receptor signaling pathway. Gene Ontology annotation, molecular function: G protein-coupled receptor activity; olfactory receptor activity; odorant binding. The transcript has 2 exons.
AUGAAGAGUGAAUUGAAGAGGAAUUACUCAGAGUUAACAGAAUUCAUCCUGUUGGGAUUCAGAGCUUCUCCAAAGUUUCAGGUCUUCUUAUUUUUAGUGUUUUUGAUUAUCUACAUGGUCACUGUGGCAGGGAAUGUCAGCAUGAUAACUGUCAUUAAGAUGGACUCCAAACUUCAAACACCUAUGUAUUUUUUUCUUAGAAACUUGUCCUAUUUAGAUCUCUGCUAUUCUACAGUCAUUGCUCCCAAAACCUUAGCCAACUUUUUGACAACUGAAAAGAAAAUUUCCUACAAUGGUUGUGCUGCCCAAUUCUUCUUCUUUGCUUUGUUUGUUACAACUGAAUGCUUCCUUCUUGCUGUCAUGGCAUUUGAUCGAUUCUCAGCAAUUUGUUCCCCUCUCCUUUACCAUGUGCACAUGUCCCAAAAAGUCUGUGUUCAGUUAGUAACUGGCUCCUAUAUCUGUGGGUGCAUCAACUCCAUGAUACAAACAGGAUUCACCUUCAGCUUGCGUUUCUGUGGAGAAAACAGGGUGGAUCACUUUUUCUGUGAUGUCCCAGCUCUCAUCAAAAUCUCGUGUGUUGAUACCUUUGUGAAUGAAAUUAUUGUGUUGUUUAUUCUCUCUGCUUUCAUCAUCAUCUCCACCAUCACUAUCAUUCUGGUUUCCUAUGCCUACAUCAUUUCCACUGUCCUGAAGAUCCCCUCCACCCAUGGUAGGAGUAAGACCUUCUCUACCUGUGGCUCUCACAUAGCAGUGGUGAGUUUAUUCUAUGGAACUGUGUUCUUCAUGUAUGCCCAGCCUGGGUCCAUCUCCUCCCCAGAGAAAAGCAAGAUNGUAGCUGUUUUCUACACACUUAUCAUCCCAAUGCUGAAUCCUCUGAUUUAUAGCUUAAGGAAUACAGAGGUAAAAAGUGCUUUGAAGAAGNCAUUGCUGAGGAAAAUACCCUGGCACUGA